Molecule: messenger RNA, 396 nt
Organism: Coniophora puteana RWD-64-598 SS2
Lineage: Eukaryota; Fungi; Basidiomycota; Agaricomycetes; Boletales; Coniophoraceae
Exons: 3
Coding region: 1-396 (131 amino acids)
Biological process (GO): rRNA processing
Cellular component (GO): small-subunit processome; nucleolus; Mpp10 complex
Molecular function (GO): rRNA primary transcript binding; snoRNA binding
Source: RefSeq, a predicted model, not a curated record
AUGUCCGAGCGCCCUUCGGGCUGCUCGGGCGUCUUCUAUUCUUACGUGCCGACCAUUCUUCGACGUCAAGCGCGUGAACGCCGGCAAUAUGUCUAUGCAAAAUCGCUAGAGGCCCAAGAAAAGCAGACGUAUGAACGGAAGAGGCAGAUCAAGGACGCAUUAGCUAGCGGUAAACAGCUUCCCACUGAGCUCAAGAAGGAUACGAAAGAUUUGGGAAGAGACUUAGCUUUCGACGAGGCGCAGGAAGAACCUUCAAAUCACAUAGACAACGAGUACUCUCGUGCUGGAAUAGAAGACCCAAAGAUUCUCAUCACCACCUCACGAGAUCCUAGUUCCAAACUGCUUCAGUUCGCGAAGGCGAGUCUUCCUCAAACAUUCACUGCGAAUCGCUACUGA